Molecule: messenger RNA, 684 nt
Organism: Penicillium expansum
Lineage: Eukaryota; Fungi; Ascomycota; Eurotiomycetes; Eurotiales; Aspergillaceae
Exons: 2
Coding region: 1-684 (227 amino acids)
Source: RefSeq, a predicted model, not a curated record
AUGUCCUCCCAGUGGCUUCCGCGUCUUUCUUUCCUCCAAUCACUUCGCCAGUCUCACUUUACUCUGCCUGUGCGCCCAGAGUUUCUGGCUUCAUCUGCCUUCCAAUUUGUUAAUCCGCGCCAUCAUGUAAUAGCCACGGAUAAUGUUACUCAGACAUUCCCAGAGUCUGUGGUUGCGGGGCUAAGCGAUGAGGAAGCACUGGCGUUAUUCACCCGUGGGUUCUUUGGCGGCUUCGUCUUUGGGCUUGAGAGAUCUGUCCUACGAAUGGGGGGCUGGAAUUUGCUGCCAGCGCGGUACACGGGUUUCGAAGGAGAUCCACACGCAUCCCAGAUCUGGAAUAUUUCCGAGCUUCCCCGAAAUCGUCUUCUCCCUGUCGGUAGCACCCUUUUCGGGUCAUUUAAAGUGAUGGACAAGCAAAUAGAACCGGAAUCAUCGGACCAGCGGGCCAGUUACGUGGAUUAUGGGUUUGGCUCGGACGAGUUCACGUUUGCAGGCUGCCACCGUUUCCAAAUCACUCGAUCGCCGCGCAUAGGCGCUGAGCCCCUGGUGCAGUUCGAGCUACAGCACUUCCGUUGUAAUCCUCAAAAAAACGAACCAUCAGUGGCGGAAUACAUUGCGUGGUUCCAUUAUGUCUAUGCGAAGUCGCUGUUUGGAAAUGCAGUCCAGUCCGUUCUAUUACGGUAA